GGCCCGGCAUGGCGGCGGGCGCGCGGGGCUGGCGGGCAGUUGUGACACGGUUCCAAAGCCUCGGUUUUUCCAGGGUUGCACAUCGGCCUGCUUUGGCGUCCCGGAUCGUAAAUAUUAAGGUGCCGAUCAGGCAGUACGCCGCUGCUGCGAAGUCAAAAUCCAAGCAGAAGCCUCAAGAAAAGUCAUCGGGUAAGAAAAAAGAUGCUCCCCCGAAGCAGAAGGUCUACCCUUUUAUGGAGGGCGAGCCUGAAGAUGACGUCUAUCUGAAACACCUGUACCCGAGGCAGAUCUACGAGGCGGAGAAAGCCAUCCACCUGCUCAAGAAAUUCCAAGUUCUGGAUUUUACCUAUCCCAAACAAAUGGUCUAUCUGGAUCUGACCCUGGAAAUGACGCCAGGGAAGAAGAAGAAAAAGGCAGAACCAUUUUCCAGUGUCCUGAAUUUUCCAUAUCCAUUCACUUCAGAAGUCAAUAAAGUUCUCGUGUUUUCAGAGAAAGCUGAAGACAUUAAAGUAGCAGAAGACAAUGGAGCUGCAUUUGCAGGGGGGACUGAACUAAUUCAAAAGAUCUUGGACGAUGAAAUCCAGGCUGACUUUUAUGUAGCCGUGCCAGAAAUAGUGCUAAAGCUGAAUCUUUUACGGCGGAAACUGAAGAACAGAUUUCCCAAGAAGACUCGGAACUCCAUCGGACGUGACAUACCCAAAAUGCUCGAACUCUAUAAGACCGGCCACGAGAUUGCAGUCAAGGAGGAAAGGGAGAAUUUUCUCCAGACCAGAAUAGCAACCCUGGACAUGCCGACGGAACAGAUAGUUGCCAAUCUGCAAGCCGUACUCACCGAUGUGGGCAGACAUAAACAGGAGAACGUAGGACCCUUCGUGGCGCGGGCUUUCCUUCGAAGCGCGACCAGCGAAGGCUUGUUGCUGAAGGUCGACCGGCGGCCACCACGAGGAGAGGAAGAAGAAGAAGCAGCAGAAGAGGAUGACGAAAGAUAGGAAGCAACGGCCCAGACUGCCGGGCGCGGGGAAACGAUUGCCCGUCUGUUUGGCCGUCGGCGCGGAAAUGAUCUCGUGGGCAGGAAGAGCUCGCACGCUUUAAAGACCGCGAGGGUGAAACCGACACCUCGACGAUUUGGUUGCGAUUUUCUGAUUUGCCCGACUCCUACUCGUAAAGCGGCCCGUCGGCGACGCGGUUCCCUGCGUUGGAUUGCUUACCGGCCUGAAUCUCCUCAGUUGCCUCCUACUUUGACUGUGAGCCCCACGCGGGACAGCGACCGUGUCCGGCCUAAUUAAACUCGUCUCUACCCCGGCGCUUAGAGCAGUGUUUGACGCGUAGUAAGCGCCUGACAAACACCAUUAAAAAAAACGGGGACAGGAGAUGUUUCAACUGCAACAACUAUCACUGGGACCCUGGGUUCCUGAGGGAUUGUGGAAAUAGUCGAGGUAACAGUAAUAAUAAGAACUGUGGUAUUUGCGGGUUAA
Messenger RNA from Ornithorhynchus anatinus (platypus), 1475 nucleotides. It is a transcript of the gene MRPL1, whose product is annotated as mitochondrial ribosomal protein L1. Gene Ontology annotation, cellular component: large ribosomal subunit; mitochondrion. The record is from RefSeq and is a predicted model, not a curated record. Gene Ontology annotation, molecular function: RNA binding; structural constituent of ribosome. Gene Ontology annotation, biological process: translation. The coding region runs from base 9 to 989 and encodes 326 amino acids. Lineage: Eukaryota; Metazoa; Chordata; Mammalia; Monotremata; Ornithorhynchidae. The transcript has 9 exons.